Messenger RNA from Caenorhabditis remanei, 594 nucleotides. RefSeq lists its product as uncharacterized. Gene Ontology annotation, biological process: protein targeting to membrane. Gene Ontology annotation, cellular component: cytoplasm; nascent polypeptide-associated complex. NCBI's taxonomy places the organism in Eukaryota, Metazoa, Nematoda, Chromadorea, Rhabditida, Rhabditidae. The transcript is spliced from 3 exons. Bases 1 to 594 code for a protein of 197 amino acids. The record is from RefSeq and is a predicted model, not a curated record.
AUGACCGGAAGCACCGAGACUCGCAACAACGAGAAGGACGUUAAGGAGCCACAAGUGGACUCUGACAACGACUCCGACAACGAGGCUCUUGAGCAUGAGCUUACAGAGGAGCAAAGACGUGUGGCUGAGGCUGCCGGACUCGGAGAUCACAUCGACAAGCAGGCUAAGCAGAGUCGCUCCGAGAAGAAGGCUCGCAAGCUUUUCUCCAAGCUUGGACUCAAGCAAGUUACCGGGGUCUCCCGCGUCUGCAUUCGCAAAUCGAAGAACAUUCUCUUUGUAAUCAACAAGCCAGACGUGUUCAAGAGCCCAGGGUCUGACACCUACAUUAUCUUCGGAGAGGCCAAGAUUGAGGAUCUCACUCAACAUGCUCAGAUGUCGGCUAUUGAGAACAUGAAGCCAACACGCGAGGCACCACAACUCAAGACCGUUGAAGAGGACGACAAUGAGGAUCUUGAAGAGGAUUCCGCCGGAAUCGAGGAGAAGGACAUCGAGCUCGUAAUCUCCCAAGCCAACACCACACGUAAUAAGGCUAUCAGGGCGCUUAAGGAAGCCGACAAUGAUAUCGUCAAUGCCAUCAUGAGCCUCACCAUGUAG